Molecule: messenger RNA, 2411 nt
Organism: Culex quinquefasciatus (southern house mosquito)
Lineage: Eukaryota; Metazoa; Arthropoda; Insecta; Diptera; Culicidae
Product: mutS protein homolog 5
Exons: 2
Coding region: 40-2340 (766 amino acids)
Biological process (GO): chiasma assembly; mismatch repair
Cellular component (GO): nucleus
Molecular function (GO): mismatched DNA binding; ATP-dependent DNA damage sensor activity; ATP binding
Source: RefSeq, a predicted model, not a curated record
AGGUUGUUGUGUAAACUUCACUACCCCUCAGAGAACACUAUGACCGACUCAGAGCUGAACGAUGCAGCUCACGCGAGCAAAAUUCUUUCCCUUUGCUGGAGUUCCGGAACAUUGGCCGCAUCGUAUUACGACAUUGACCAGUUGGAAUUGUACGCAAUCCUGCAGGCCACGGAACCGAGACCGCAGUAUCCGCUGGCUAGAAAUUUGAUCCGUCAAUACACUCCUCUGUUCUAUCUGCUAUCUGGGUCCAAACACUUUCACGAUGACAUUACAGAGCUGCUGGAUCUUCCAGAAGGGACGGUUUUGCAGCGACUUGGCACGGGGAAGAUCGAAACCCACGAGCAUGCUCGUACCUGCGAGUUUAGCUCAAGGGCAAUCAAGAACAGUAUGACGAAAAUUCUUUCCAUGAACCUUCCCGGCAUGCCAACUCAAGCAUCCGAAUCAGAACGGCGCAUCUUCUUGGCCAGUGUGCUCCCCGUUGAGCAGGAACUGUUGAUCCAUGCCGUUGGUAGCUUGUUGAAGCUUCUGGAGCAGAUCAUUCCGGCUGAUGAUGGUCCGCUUGUGACACGAAUCAAUGUCCUAACUCCAGACACUCAGCUGAUAAUCGACGAACUGACCUAUCAGUCUUUGCAAAUCUUCAACUCACGGCUGCAUCCAUCUGGGUUCAAACAGAAAGUGGAAUCCAGCUCGUGCUCGUUGAUUAAGCUGUUCAAUCGGUGUUCAUCGAACAUUGGCAAGCUUGAACUGAGGACGAUAAUGCAGCAGCCGGUGCGCGACCUAGCCGAGCUGGAACUGCGGUUGAACACCGUACAGUGGUCCGUUGCUGGACGGAACUCCCGAUCUGCCGAAGAGAUGCGAAAUGUGAUUGGGAACUUGACGAAGGUGCAACCGGUGUAUCGAAAGAUCGCGAAGCAGUCAACCAAGAAUAGCGACUGGAAGUCCUUGAAGAAGAACGUCUACUAUCUUUAUAUGCUCUGUAAACUGUGCCUGGCUGUUGGGGAACCGGAGCUACAGGGAACCGUAAUCAAUAUAUUGGCUGAAUUUGUUUCGGAAGAGGAAAACGCCCUGAAGCAGCUUCUGUUUACCUUGGAUGAAGUUGUCGACUUGGACCGAGGAAAUCAAAACAACAAAUUCACCGUGAAGCGUGGGAUUGAUCGUGAACUGGAUCGUAUACGGACGAGCUUUGACGAAACACGAGGGCUGCUGAUGGAAACGUCCCGUGUUGAUUUUGAGAAUCUACCGGUGGACAUGAGCGAUGUGUACGUGACGUUCCUGCCGAGUUACGGGUACGUGUUCAGUAGCAGCAGAUGUGAAGAGUUGCGUGAUCCGGCGGUUUUCGAGCAGUCGGCGAUGAACUUGGUGUUUCAAUCCGAAGGCAGUGUGUACUUCCAGAACGAUAUGUGCAAGGAGCUGAAUAACGAGUUUGGAAAUCUGCUGGCAACUAUGAACGAUCGUGAAAAUACCGUUUUAAUAAAACUCGUGUCUUUCGUCGAUCAGGCCAUUCCCCAUGUUUUAGCCGUUUUCAAACAUGUCGGCAAGCUUGACGUUCUGCUCGCGUUUGCAUCCGUUGCCAUGAGUCAAGAAUUUACGCGCCCAACAUUGACGGACCAAAAGAUCCUCCAGAUCAAGCAAGGUAGACAUCCACUGGUGGAACAGUUCAAAACGUAUCAUCCCAACGACACGGACUUUCGCGCUGCCAACGAACGCAUCGUGAACGUAUUCACAAGCAGAGAAUCCACGGGAAAAACUCUCUACUUGAAGGAGAUCGCCCUAAUUGCUUAUCUAGCUCAUAUCGGGUCGUUUGUACCGGCACAAUCCGCAACAAUUGGGCUGCUGGACUCGAUUUAUUCGCGGCUCGACUUUCCGGAAUCCAUCUUUAGCGGGAAAUCGUCCUUCAUGGGCGAGCUGUACCAGAUGUCGAACAUCCUGAUGAACACCACCUCGAAAUCGCUUGUACUCAUAGACGAGUUUGGCAAGGGCACAACCUAUACAGAGGGAAAGGCACUGCUCAUCUCCAGUGUAGAGCAUUUGCUGCAAAAAGGUUCACAAGCUCCAAUCGUAACCGUCGCUACGCAAUUUACCGACAUCGAGCGGUUUCUGGGCGAUAAUCGUUACCUGCGGAUUUAUGCGACACAACCGGAGAGUUCCAGCGAAGACGAUACGAAGUCCAGUCGUAACUUGGAAGCUAGCAGGAGCAGACAGGACACGUUCACCAAUGCCAUCCAGACGAUGACGCUGGCCCUGGUAAAGAAAUAUGUGGCCGGUGAGAGCAUCGAUCCCGUGACGCUCGUUAUGCUGUACAAAUCCACGCCUAUCACGCAAGCGGGGAUUUCGCGGUGAAGGUUAUGGGUACCACCGGACCGUUGUAAACUAUGAAGAAGCUCUAAUAAAUCAAAUUCGUGGCCCGGUGA